Procambarus clarkii (red swamp crayfish) is the source of this 1479-nucleotide messenger RNA. The record is from RefSeq and is a predicted model, not a curated record. Lineage: Eukaryota; Metazoa; Arthropoda; Malacostraca; Decapoda; Cambaridae.
AUGCUACGAGUUGAUGUGGCUGUGAUCUAUGGGGUGGAGUUGGUGUCUUCCCAUCGUGCUAUCGUGAAGUGUGCUGCAGAAGAGGAUUACCAGGUGUUUUUGCUCCAUGACGAGGGGCGGUCGUUUCCGCUGCCGGACGCUGCUGGUUUAGUCGUUGUCUCUGACCGGAGUGGUGCCCUUACUUUCAUUAGUGUACAUGGUGCGCCCCUCGAGUUCCCGGAGGAGCUGCGGCGGAGACUGUUCUGGGUGGUGAGCUGGGUCAUGUCCCUCACUGCUUGCUGUUACUACAUCGGCCAGAACCUGACGGAGUACAGGAGUGCGCCCACCCUCACGUCCAUCGACUCCACCAACUACCCCAUCUCCAAGGUCGACUUUCCAUCGGUGACUUUCUGCAACUUCAACCAUAUUGUUAAGAGCCGGCGUCCGCCUCGUCAAGAGGAUGUCCUCGGCAGAGUGAAGUAUAAGGAGGACCAGUGGGCCACAAUGACCUUCGGCGUGUACCAGAACCUGUUCAGCGUCGAGCCCUUGUGGGAGCUGGUCAACUCCAGCGUCCUCCUCCUUGACAACCGCGAGGUUUACUGCACCAUUAAAGAGAGCUCACAGCGAUGUGAGGAGAUGGUGUUGUUCUGCUUAUGGCGAGGGACGAUAGACUGCGCCGGCCUCUUCACCCAGGUCUCCACCAGGAACGGCUUCUGCUGCGUCAUUAACGUGGCCAACAGUUUGACCAAGCCAAAUAUGACUGACCUGUGUCCGGGAGAGAGGCGAGUGAGGAACCACACAGACGGGACGAGGCUUCGAGACAUCAUACCAGACCUGAGCAGCGCCGGCAUUAACCAGGGCCUGACCGUGCUCCUGGACGCCCAGGUUUACGAGUACACCUACAGCACCUACCAUUCUGUGGGCUUCAAGAUGCACCUACAGGAGCCGUCAGGAGCCCCGGGACUGAACCACGAGGGCGUGGUCAUGUCUCCUGGGAAGGAGGCUUUCAUACCCAUCCAGGCUCACUCCACCUUCACUACGCCCGCCGCCCUCCAGCUGCGUCCAGACCAGAGGAAAUGCUUCCUGAACUCUGAGCGGAAACUGAAGGUGUACACAGGGGUGUACUCCCACGAGGCUUGUGUUAUGGAGCACCGUACAACCAUGCUGUUGGAGGCGUGUGGCUGCAGGGAGUAUUAUAUAACGGGUGAAGGAAAGGUGUGCCUGAGCCAGGACGAGAUCGCCUGCGUCAGGAAGUUCGUAGAAGCUUGGCAUCUGAAUGACAUCCACUCGGAGAGCGUGAGCGACUCCUGCUACUCGGGGUGCAACUCCACCACCUACAUGGCCACCCCAAGCUACGCCUCCCUGCCCUCACCCAACAUGGAGAAGACCUGGCUUGGCCUCAGGUUCCUGAUGCCCACCGUCGACACCAUGUGCCGUCUGGGCUUCCUGGACGAGGUACCCAACAUUCCUCAUUUGUAUGUUAUCACAUUUAUUUCCUAG